UUCCAAUAUCCCAGUGUAGGAGAACCAGCAAAGGCAGAGAACUAAUGGGAACCAUGGGAAAACCGCUACCCAACCACAUUUGGGAUCCAACAUGUUGAACACACUUAACUUGUCAGACUGAAGGACUGUUUCCUGAGAGACAAAUGGUAAAAAACUCAAAAUACAAGACUCGAAGUUGGCUUAAUCAGACAAGAUGCACUAAUGGAAGUCAGUGCUCCGUUUAGCCCCCUAACCAUGAAGCAGCUCAAAGGGUAGGGUCUGCCGUGAGUUCGCCUCACCCUACCCAACUACCCACCACCCCACCACCCCAUCAGCUCCACCUGAGAGCAGAGUCCCACGUUGAAAGCAUAAUCCUGCAGCUCUACCCGUCUCUACAACCCUACCACCACCUCUCCACUACCACGGCUUUGGAAGACGAACAUGACGUGCAUCGUGAAGACGCUGGUUGAUGUCUGAUAUAUAUCCCUCUGAGGUGUCGAGCGUAAAACCAGCAGAGCAAUGAAUGGCGGAAAGGACUGUGACACGGGAGAUGAGAGGCAGGCCGCCCCUGUCCAGGUCCCCAUCGGCUGGAAGCGCAAGGCGGAUCAUGGCGGAGGGGUGGUAUACGUAAGUCCCAGUGGCUCGUUGCUGUCCAGCUUGGAGCAGGUGAAGACCUACCUGCUGACAGAUGGAACCUGCAAAUGCGGCCUGGAGUGCCCACUCAUCCUCCACAAGGUGUUUAACUUCGACCCAGGGGCAGCUGUCCAUCAGAGGACAGCAGAGGAUGUGAAAGCGGAUGAAGACGUCACCAAACUCUGCAUUCACAAGAGGAAGCUUCUGGCUGUGGCUACGCUGCACAGGAGCAUGGAGACGCACCCACCUCUGACACUGACCAGUCCAGGGGGAGGUACAUCAUCAGUGGUCUCUGCGCAUUCAACGUCUCAACGAGCAAUAAGGACUAAACCCCAUGAUGGUCUGCCAAAUGCUGUUGGACAAGACUGCAAGAAUCCUUUCAAGAUGAUGAUGGCAGCUGGACAGCAGCAGCAGCAAAGGCUGUAUCUACCCCAGGAGAUGGGUGGAGCCCAGCAGCCUGACCUCUACACUGGGUACCCCAGGCAGCAGAGGCUGGGCGGUGGGGAGCCAGGCCCCAAAUCCCCGUACCGGGUUGGGUAUGGAGGCAUGCUGAGCCCACCUCCCUCCAGUGCUAAGCUGUAUGGAGAUGGUGCUCAGUCUCCCAGUGCAGACACUCUAGGCAGUCCUGAUGGCUUUCCAAGGACAAAUCCUUGUGGGUUUCCAGGAGCUGGCAGUCCUGGUUCAGCAUCUAUCCAUGGUAACACUAGGACUCCUCUUUCCCCACCCAAUGUUUUGCUCCAUGGCUCCCCUGCAGGCCAGCCAUCCUGCGCCAUGACAGGGAGGACUAGCACGCCCCUCUCUCCGACGGCCACUGCCAAAAGCCCUGUCAUGAACAUGAACAUGCCUCGGGGGAACUUCCCCCCUGGUAUGGAUAUGCCCCGUGCAACGUUUCACCAUAAAACACAGCCCCCUAUGCAUCCUGUACCCCCUCCAUCCAUACCACCAUCCUGUGCCCUUCAGAAAAGGCAGUUGACUUCUGAAAAAGACCCCUUAGGCAUCCUGGAUCCCAUUCCCAGCAAACAUGUCAGCCAGCCCUCCAACAAUGCCCAAAACCCCUCAAACUUCCAGCCUAACAUCCACUCUCAGGUACCAAUGAUGAAUGUAAACAUCCCCCCUCCCACCAUUGUUCCCUUGCCAAGCAACUUACCUUUGCCCACAGCGAAGCCUGGGCCUGUGGGACAUGGCGGCCAUGUUCAAAGGACUCAACAGGGGGGUCCCACAUCCUCCAUGUCCCCAUCCCCUGUCACCUCUCCUGUCCACAUGGGUGGGCCUGCUCUUGGGAGAAUGGAGGCCUCCCCUCAUCGGUCACGCUCAUCCUCCACCUCCUCCGACCACGGGAACUUUGCAAUGCCCUCGGGCCACCAGGCCCCGUGUGGCACUAUGAAGGUUCCUCCUCGUUCCCCCAGGUCUGCAAUGGGAUCUCCCAGGCCAGCCAUGCCCUCCAGCCCCUCCACCAACAAAUCUGACCCACAUUACCAGUACAAGGACUCCCAGUUGCUGCCAGGGAUGGGAAACUCGAUUAGCACCCAGCAGCACAGCAACUCCAUGUACUCACCCACUUCUUCUUCCUCGUCAUCCUCUUCUAUGGCAACCCCUAGCGCUUCCCAGAAGGGCCACCCAGGACUCCUGGGGAUGCCCCUCAACCAGAUCCUAAACCAACAGAAUGCUGCUUCCUUCCCCGCCAGCAGUCUCUUGUCAGCCGCAGCCAAAGCACAGCUAGCAAAUCAAAACAAACUCAGCGCUGCUGGCAACAGCACUGCUGGCAUGGCUGGUGGUGGUGUUGGUAUGGCAGGCAUGGGGGCAGUUGGGGGUGGUAACGGAGGAGGCAGUGGGCACCCUGGCCCUAUGAGCGGCCCUCGAGGCAUGGAGGGACACAGCACUUUAAACUCAAUGCUCCCGCCAAACUCCACCAUGCUGCUCAACAGUCCUGAGGGUCAAAGUGGUCGGGCAGCUCUGAGGGACAAACUCAUGGCCCAGCAGAGGGACCCCAUGCGUAAAAGGAGACAGUCCUCAGGCAGUGCUGCUGUGAACCACGAUAACAGUAACAACAUGGUCUAUAGUAUGCUAAACAAACGAGGCAUGGGAGGACCCCACAUGCAGGGUCCCAGUGCCACUGAGCAGCUGCGAAAAGUGGGCAGACUUGGAAACCUUCCACCAAACACCUCCAUGGCCCAACUUCUUCAGACCAUGAGCUGCCAGAGCUCCCACAGCAUGGUUGGUAACAGCCAUCGUCCAGGUCUAAGUCCCGGGCAGGGGUCUGGUCCUCAAGGAGGAGCACAGCUGCACUACAACGACAGCACAGGUAUGGUCCCCGGUGGCCCUCAGCAAAACCUCCUAGCUCAGCAGAGGCUGCGAGGCCCAGGAGAUGCAAUGCAGCACUGCCAGAGCAUGGACCCCACUGGGGGCCAUCUGGGCCCUCGUCAAGGCCAGUUCCCUGACAUGAUGGUCAAGAUGCAGGCCUCAUCAAUGAGUAACUGUGGACCCAUCGGGCCGGGAGGGGUGCCGUUGGGCCCUGACGGCAUGCCACUGGGACGCCAAAAUGCCAACCCCCCACCGCUGUCCCAUCCAGGCCCUCACCCAUCGCAACAGAAACUUCUGCAAAGUAUGGGACGGAAUAACAUGGUGGUGAUGCCUCAUGGAGGUGUCAAUGGAAGCUGUACACAAAACAUUUCUGAUACAGGAAACCCUUCAUCCCUUGGCUGUGGUAUGGGCGGCUUGCAGACACACAUAAACACUGGUGGAGGUCAGAUGUUCCAGCAGCAGGUUCAUCAGGCCAUGCAGCAGGGGGUGAGCUCACAUCCAGCCUACCAGGGGCAGCAGCACUUCUCAGAAAACCACCCCUACACGGACAGCAGCAACACCAACGCCGGCUCCAUGGCCUGCCUCUACCAGAACUACCAGCAGGGGAUGUUGCCACACCCUCAUUUCGGGGAGGGGCAGCAGCCUCAAGGCGAGGGGCUUCCAGCGGGUACACCUGGCUCUGACAGGGGACCGGGUGGAGGCCCUGAGUCCGUGGACGCCAUCUACAGAGCUGUGGUGGACGCAGCCAGCAAGGGCAUGCAUGUAACUAUAACAACCACAGUGAGCGGGACCACACAGGCAAGUCCGGUGCCCGCCCUCAGCGCCAUGAGUGCCUUCACUGCCUCGAUAGGGGAGCCUGUCAACAUCCCCAAAGUGGUCAGCACAGUCCUGCAUGGACACCAGGAGGGGGACGUGUUAACUCAGCAGGCCAGACCGAGGCAGGUGAGGUCGGGGCGGGGUCAGAAGAACAUGAAUCCUGGAAAGAGCACUCCAGAAGGCCAUGAGGCCAAUGAAUACUUCCGUUCUCCUGGCCGUGGGACUCCCAGAGGGCAGUGGGACGGAGAAGGGCAGCACGGGGGAGGCUUUGACGCUCAUAGCAACAACAGCGCCUGGGGUGGUGAAGAGUUUCUGGAGUGUUCCACACAUGUGAGGAGUAGUCCUUGCAUGGAGAGACCUGCCAGCCUGGCCCCUGCCCCACCCUGCCCCACUGAAGGGUCCAACGACCAUGGCUUGGUCCUGGCCCACGAUAAGGCCUUCCUCGAUGAUGCCUAUCGCUUCAACAACUGCAACCGGACUCCUGCUAACUACAAGGAGCGUCUGGAGCAGACGGUGGAGCGUUGCGCACACAUCAACGGCGCCACUUCCCACUUCAACACCCGGAGUUACGGAGAAGUCCUUGGCCCCCCACGGCAGGAGCUUACGGGGGACGACCAGUCGCCGAGCUCCUCCACUAGCCUGGAGGGACCGCUGGCCACAGCCAAAGACUACAGCCACUACAAUGGCCACUUCAACGGCAUGGCGCCCAGUCCCUCGGACACGAAGAGCUUGAGCAGCGAGGAGGAUCUACGUCAGCCGGACUCGCCCGCCUCGGAGCUGCUCCACUACCGCUCCAGGACCUUCAACAUGGGAGAGCUGGUCUGGGGCCAGCUGAAGGGCUUCCCACCCUGGCCUGCCAAGCUGGCCGGGGAGGAACAAGUGCACAGCGCUGCUAUGCAGCUGCGAGAGCAGGCCAAGGUAGAGCCAGAGAAACUAAAAACACUAACUCACGACUUAGAGGCACUUGACCGAGCCGCCAAAAGAGGCCUGAAACAGGGGAAACUGAAUAAUCACUUGGAAGCUGCUAUCCACGAGGCCAUGAGUGAGCUGGAUAAGAUGUCGGGCACAAUCCCAUCGAGGGAUCGUCAGGUGAAGCUCCCCAAGCCUAAGAGGAGGAAGAUAUCCAGAUAACAUUGAAUGUGUUGUCCUCAAAGCCUUCGGAGACUUCGUCCGAUCAGCCUUUGAUGCAAUCUGAGCUCUCCAACAGGUGCUACACAUGGACAUUCAGUGGUACAUCUUCGUUCCAUGAUAUCAACUUGACUUAAUGACUGACCACAGAAGGUGCUGGAAAUGUCCAAUCACCGAUACAGUUUAAACUGUUGAAGAAAAAAGACAAAGUAGAGAAGAACGUCAAAAACGGUUGCAAUUUGUCUACAGCUCACUGAAUUAACUAUUUUUUUCUAGAAUAAGAUAGUAAAACAAACAAAAAAAGCUACAAGCAUUACCUUACAUAUUUAAGAAAAAUAGACAGUCCAAAUAUUUCUGAUACAUUUUCAAUAUGUAUAUAGAUAAUCCUGAAAUUUCAUGCUAUUAAGAAUUGUAUGUAAAUAUUGUACAAUGUCAUGUACAAGCAUACCUAAUGCACAUUUUAUCUUUUAUUGUACAAAAACAAAGCAGAAGUGUACCAAUGUCUUGGUUUCUAUUCAGAAAUGCGGUUGUAUACGGCCGCAUGCAUAGGAUAAAUAAGAAUACAGCCUAAAGCUUUUAUAUGAUGAACUGUAAGACGUGCUGUUUAUUUUUCCUUUCAUUAGUUUUGUAAAGGAACAGCAGUGGAACAGGCAUGAGUAUAUGAGUUCUCCAUUACGAAGGUCACUUCACGCCAGUUCAAGUGUUCGUUUGUUUUGGAUUUUUAAAAAAAGAAAAACAGAAUGAACUUUACCAGCAGAAAGUGUUCAGUGUUCCUCUAAAGCAGCUUCCAUCGGCCGGACGAAUGUUGGUAAAUCUUCAUCUGCUCCAGCAUUAACUAAGACAGGAGAAUCAUGAUAUUCUGAGAUCAGCUUGCGUGCUAAAAGGCUGGUUAGCAGAUGAUGAUUUUUGUUUCAAAGCAUGGUGACCGGUAGAUGAAAGAAAGUCGGUUUAUCUGCCAUUUUAGGAGAAAAAAUCCACCUGCAGGCACUUUGAAGUUUUGUGAUGUUCAUCUCAGGAGCUUUUCAUUUAUAGCUAUGACAUGUUUGUUUUUACGUCCGAGUCAAGACAGAUUUUCCCAAAUUAACUUUGUACAACUCUAAAGAAGCAUCAGGAGUUAAAUCCAUUAAAUCAAUCUGCAGCGGUAACUCAGAUAUUUCUUAAUUUAAAAACAGCGUAAUGCUUAACUUUCUCUGGUUUCAGGUCCUCCACCCCAAGGACAUUUCUUCAUAAUUUCUUGCAUUUGAAAACCUUAAAUUAUCACCUAAAUCAUUGAAUAAUUAAAGACAAACCAGCAGGUUGAUUCAUGAUAACAAUCACUGGUUGCAGCUCAGUUUUUACAAUUAUACAUGCAUUUAAGUGACUUUGUUUACUGUUAAUGCAGCUAGCCAAUAAUCACAAUUAAGUGUUUGUCAUUGACUUGAUAUUUCAGAACUCUUCUUACUUGACAAAGCUGAUUGUUGACUAACAGACAUGUCAUCACAUCCCGUUUACUAGACCUCAGUAGCUCUUGGCUUGUAGCUGCAGUUCCCUCUGAUGGAGUUCUGCACCUUAAGGUACAGAAAUAUGUGUCAGGACUUCAUCUAUUAUCUCAUCGUUAGUAUUUUUAAAUACCAGGACAAACUGAUGUUUGAAGAAUUAGACUAAACUCUUACUAGAUAUAAAAUAACUGCAACAUAUUCAAACUUAACAUGGCAUCAUGUUCACAUUAAAAACCCUGAAUGCAGCAUCAGCUCACUACUGAGAGUGUCUUCGGGUGGAUUUUUCCUUCAGUCAGUUCUGUCAUUAUGUUCUCAUGCCCGUCUGUACAGUGUUUUUCCUCCAUGACUGUAGUCCUUUUUUCUCCACGACUCUAGCUUUAGGUAAAGUCAGCGAUGUCAGAGGCAGAGUCUAGAUAUCAUGACGAACACUAACUCAACAGCAGCGGAAGUAUUUCUCACAUUUAGGGGCCUUUUUGAAAUCAUUUGAUUUGUCUUUUUUGUUUUGCAUAUUGAUGUAAAUUAUUUAUGUACAGUACUCCAUAUUUAUUUUAAGCUUUACAAAUAUGCUAGAUGGCAAUAAUACUACCAAGAGUUGAGAACUCAAGCCUUAUAUGUGUAUAUGUAUGUUUUUCUUUUUGUUUUUCACAGUGAAGAAUCGAUCAUGUAUUCAGAGUCCAUUACAAACACUCAUGUUCCAGUUGAUAGAAAAAGUGACCAUUACAAUAACACUUAUUUCUUACAGUGAGCCUUUCUGGUCGGCUCUUUUUUGUUACAGUACGUGUUACGGAUAAGUUCAAGGAAAAGAUGUCUGCCUGCAGGACUGUACUAUUUAUAAAAAUGCACAUCAGAAAAAGGCAGACACCAUUUGUGUCGGUAACAAAUGCAGUUUAAACACUACUUGCCGGAAAGCGAAAGAAUCACUUGAUCAGUCUUAAAAUCAACAGUAUUGGGAUCACAGAGGUGAAACACACACACAGCUGCUCCUGGAGAACAACAAACAACCUGAAAUCACUACAGAUUUAUCAAGUGCAAUAUACAAAUCCAUGGCAACGAUCAACAGCUUUUUUCUAUUUUCAACAUCUCCUCUGACCUGAAAAUGCUCUAAAAUGUCUAUAACAAGUCCUAACCUCAAAACAAUGAAGUAAUUUAUUUUAAGCUUUACCUUUUACACAUAAACAAAAGUCCAGCUACCAGGCUCAAAAGUCAUGUUAUGUUUGAAGUUUUAACUCACUAAACCUCUGAAACGAAGCUCCAGUAACAUUAAAGUGAAAAGAAUCAGCAUUCAAAUAAGUAACUGAUUAUUAGUUUAACAGUUAAUACUGCACUACUUUCUGGAGAGAUUCUUCACAGUUAACACUAAUAUUAAAGCAUAUCUCAGCCUCAUAGUGAAACUUAAUACAACUUACAUAUUGAACUUGUAAAACAACUUUAUUUUUAGUCUGCUCACACUUUUAACACUUUUGAAAUCUGAGUUAUCAUGUAUUGAGAUCUCAUCUGGAUGCAAUUCUCACCUUUUGUUGUUGUGUGCUACCUGAAAAAUGCCGUAAAUGUUUAAAAAAAAAAAGUCUUAAAUUUGUGUCAAAAACAGUAUUUCAAAUCAAACAGCAGCUUAUAAAGACAUCUGUGCAUUUAAUGUCCAAGCUGUGCAAGGAUGAAGAACAGACUUUAAAACACAAGGCAAUAGCCGUUUGAAAACGUCUGUUCAAAUACUUUGUAAGCUAAAACUUGUCAAAAACGUCCUCCCAAUAAAUCUAUAAAUUGUGCUAUUUUUUGGCUUGCACACUCUAAGAAUCUUACAUUUAUGGUUUUACGUAAAUCUGUGGUCAGAAAAUCAGAAAUGUGAUGUUUGUUGUUGAGAACUCGAGCUCUUUCGGUAAAGUUCAUUCUGCCUCCCCUUCCCCGUUUUUUGUGCAAUUACAUGCAGGACCCCGGUGUCAUGUUGGGAUCCCAUGUGUUAUGGAUCUGUUUGAUCAGUUUCAUGUUAUUUGUGGUCAAGAGUUCAAAGCAUUUUUUGUGUUUGAGAUGGUCUGUGCGGUCUAUUUUUUUUCCUCCUCCUGUCUGUUUUUGUGUGUGUGUUGAGGUGUGUGAGUGUGAUUUUGAAUUCCCCCCUAGUGAACUUUGUUUUCUGCACUCACUUUCACCCUUUCAUUGUCAGUAUUUUAUUUUUACAACUUGUAAUUGAGUAUAUAUUUUCUCACUAAUAUAUACUUUACAAAAAAUAGACUCGCGUGAAGUAUGAUGUGCACUUGAUUGCUCUUGUUUCUUUUUCUUUUUUGCAUUAAUGUGGGCUAGGGAUAGUUUGUCAGAGUCCAUCAUUUUGAGAUUGUUUGGACUUUUUUUAAUGGUUUGAUGUAAGCAGCAUUUUUUGUAAAUAUUGUGAAACAUUACAGGUCAUGCAGUGAUGUAACAUUUUGAACAAUGUUGCACAGAUGUUUAAGAUAUUAAAAACAUGGUCACUCUUACUUGAAUAACA
Molecule: messenger RNA, 8808 nt
Organism: Labrus mixtus (cuckoo wrasse)
Lineage: Eukaryota; Metazoa; Chordata; Actinopteri; Labriformes; Labridae
Product: methyl-CpG-binding domain protein 5-like
Exons: 10
Coding region: 499-4860 (1453 amino acids)
Cellular component (GO): nucleus; chromocenter
Molecular function (GO): DNA binding; chromatin binding
Source: RefSeq, a predicted model, not a curated record